This is a messenger RNA of Anopheles bellator, 5136 nucleotides long. RefSeq names its product daf-12-interacting protein 1-like. The transcript has 7 exons. Gene Ontology annotation, biological process: mRNA processing; protein ubiquitination; ubiquitin-dependent protein catabolic process. Gene Ontology annotation, cellular component: nucleus. Lineage: Eukaryota; Metazoa; Arthropoda; Insecta; Diptera; Culicidae. The coding region runs from base 1 to 3210 and encodes 1069 amino acids. The record is from RefSeq and is a predicted model, not a curated record. Gene Ontology annotation, molecular function: ubiquitin protein ligase activity.
AUGUCGGAAACAAAUGAGGAUUUACUUACCUACGACUUGGGCAACGAUGAUCCGGCUAUGCUCAACGAAGACGAGCUGCUGCUGUCCGAUGACGAGGGUGGCAUCAAAAUUGACCAGCAGGAUGAGGAGUUUCUGCUGAGUGAAUCGGAAGAAUGGGUAAGCAAACAGCUGUCCGCGCGAGAGGGUGAUUCGGUCGAGACACCCGCCGGUGAACCUGAGAAGAUCGAACAUGAGCCACCGCAGCGUCGAAGGGGAGGACACACGGCUACUGCAGCUGAGAGCAAAGAUGCGGUAACAUGUGAGAACUCGAGCAGCGGUUUCCACGAACCGCGCUCCUCCGUGGCGGUUCCCAGCGCUGUGCACAAGGAAGUAUCGGAUGCACGUACCGAAUCCUCGAUGGCCUCGACGGCGGAAGACAACGAAACCGAGGCGGAUUGUGCUGAUUCCGUGUUAUCACAAGAGACCGUUACAACGGACUCGAAGAGUUUGACCUCGGUGGCAACGACUAGUGCGUCCGAGUCAACGGUUUCUGGUGGUAAAAGGUCAUCGGAUUUGCGAUUGUUCGCUUCACCGGCCCGUUCGAACGCAGAAAGCUUGGGUAGCGUAGUUAGCGCAUCGAUCCGAUCAGAGCGGACAGCGGCAAGUCAACAGUGUGAUACGACCUCGUCGGAAGAUGUGAUCGAUUUAUACACGAGUGGGCACAAUCCGACCGACCUGGACCCUUCCUAUGAUACGGACGAAUCAAACGAAAAGCGUGGAUGGAAGAACGAAACGAAGGGUCAGGAUCAGCGGCAUACGGCCGUGCAGCAACAGCUUCAUCACCACCAGCAACAGCAGCACCACCACCAACAACAACAACACCAUCAACAGCAACAGCAUCUCCACGGGCCAGGAAACCGACAACCACAUCCGGGUGCCUUCGGAAAGCCGGUUCUAAAGCAUCCCCUGCUUGCUCCCGGCCAACAGCAGCCACAUGCUGGUAUGGGUAAUCCGCUUCUCGGACCGCACGGUGGUCUAGCCGGAUUCGGCUUGCCACUCGGCGGUAACCGAAUCGACUUCCGGACCGGUGGUAACCGGCCACGCUUUCCAGUGCGGCCCAAUUUCCCCCCUGAAAUGAACCAGUACCGAGGCAUUGGCCGAAUGAACUUUCCUCCCGGUGGCCAUCCACCAGGCGUACACCCUCCACCGGGUCCGAUGGGUCCUCGGGGUCUAGGAAUGCCGAUGCCGCACCGUGGUUUUCCACCGCGACCUCCUCCCUUUGAUAUGAUGCGACCGGUGCGACCGGGAGAACGGGUGACGUACGAGGGAGUGCGUCUAAGACCACACUUGGUGGCAAACGUGGCAAACUUGGCGGCUAUGUAUCGUGGCACGGCACCGCUGAACGGGCCGAGUACUGGUGGUACAGGUGUGCAGCCGGGUGGCCCGAGACCAGCUCCCGGUUCAAAUGGCCCCCAGUUUGGACCGCACCUAUCGCAAAUGCAACCGAACCAAUCGGUCCCCGUGGGACCGAUAGGUGGAGCAAAUGCCGCAGCUGUUGGUGGUGUAUCUGUGGCUCCUCCUCAGUCACUGCUUUCCGGCACUUUCGAUCCGAUGUCGUUGGGAGGAAAACCGUUGCCAGCAGUUGUGACACCAGCCGUAGCUCCGUUUCCACAAAAAGUCCUCAUCAAUCCCAACUUUAAGGGGGGCGUCGAAGCCGUGAAGAAUCAGCUGAUGCGCGAUGCUGCUCUCAACUCGCAGCAGUUCGUUGCCAGUGUUAGUACCGUCGCGCGUCAGGUCAGCGAUGAGGAACUGUUGCGUCAGCAGGAAGAGUUCAUCAACAAGAAUCGUAUCGAGGUGGAGAAACGGCGCCAAGAACGGUCACCAUCGCCGUCCCGAGAGCGCGACCGCGACAGGGAACGUGAACGAGAACGCGAGCGGGAUCGUGCUAGAUCACGUGAAAGAGAAACGCGGGAACGAGAGCGAGAACGGGAGCGCGAACGAGAGCGCGAUCGAGAACGAGAUGUACGUGAGGCACCACGGGCGCGCUCUCGUGAUCGUGAGCGUGAAUACUCACCCAGGCGAGCGUAUCACAGGGCUCCCCCUGGUGGCGAAAGCCGUGAGCGAGAAUUGGCGGGAAGACCGAGAAGAAACUUUGUCCGCGGCAGAAAUGACAGCCGCGAACGUGAUGAUGAUCAUCGGUUCCCGAAGCGUCGAAAGAGCGGUGAUUACGGUGACAACCAUCGCGGUAAUCACGAGCGUAAUGACGAUGAUGAGGAUCCGGAAACAAGAGCUUAUCGUAUCGAGAUCGAAAAGCAGAAAGUGACACGGGAGAAGAUGCUCCGCGAAAAGGAGAUGCGCCGGAAGCGGGCCGCUGAGGAGAAACUGAAGAGUCGCUCAAAUGAGAGUAAGCCACAGGAGAACACUCCACCGAAACUAACGCCACUGGUGGUAACGGAGAAGAAAAUUAUUACGUUGAAAAAGAAACCCGAUCCAACGACGGUGCCGGCAACGUCGACCGAUGAUGAAAUGCGCCACCGCCAUGCGGACACGGAACGUGUCGCUCAUCAUGCGACUAGCAAAUCGAAUGAACAGCAUGGGCGAGAUGGUGGUUCCCGUUGUUCCGGUCGGUCGACUGCAAAUGAUUUGCACGAAUCAAACGAAGCAUCGACCACCACCACCACCGUGGACAGCUUCCAACGGCAGCGUAAAAAUAGCGAGCUAACGUCGGAAGCGAUUGAAUUGGAUCUGCUCGAGGAGCUUCUGUUGCGUGAACCCACUCCCGAACCGAUGCCUACGAGGCCGAAAACUGUGGUCACCACCACCACAACCACUAACAGUAGUCAGGUUACGACCACUAGCAAUACUACAUCCGCUCGAGCGGUUAUUGCAACGUCUUCGAGCACCGGAACGAGUAACAGCCCCAAGGAGCGCAGCGGCGGAGCGAGACGGAUCGUGCUGAAGCCGAUGGCAUCGGGAGCGGCGAAAAAGGAUCGACAGGAGGCGAGAAUCGACCAGCAUCAUCACCAGCAGCAGCAGCACCAUCAUCACCACCAUCAUCAGCAAUCGGCGACCGUCCUCAGUGGCAGCAAGCGACGUAUUUUCGAUCGGCUGGACAAGCGCAUCGGAGUGAAUGAGGCUGACAAACAGAAGAUUCAAAGGUUUGCCGAUGUCAGCCUUUCCCUUCUAAGCUUAGAAAAGUAUUCCAAAAAACUGUGUGUGUUUAUGUACUAGAAUUAGUGCAAACGCGAGUUGUGUAAAGAUUCAGAUCAAGUUAAUUUCUAGCUGCAUUAGAAGAAAACACUUUCAACGUACGCACCUUCAAUAUUCAUACCCUCACGUGCAAACCGGGGUUAUCAACUGUUAACGACUGAAUGUAUUAUGUGUCAUGGCUUUCGUUUUCCGUUUGGAAACGUGAAAAAAUGUAUCCAAAAUCGUGCACCGGUGUGUUAGGGUCAGAUAGGAGAUCAUGAAAGGUGGUAGGAUAAAGUGGAUUGGAAAAUUAGGAAAGAAGUCAAAGUUUUUCCCGCUUUCUGUUUCCUCACAAUUUUGCGUCAGAAGCGACGAAUAUUUGUGAUUGAAACGAAUGAAACAAAAGCACUUUCGAUACACAAACUAACACACAUACCUAGAGAGGAGGACUAUUCCCUUUCGCUUUAAAUAUACUAGCUUUCGUCUCUUUCAGCAAUGAAGUACGAAUUAAUUAAGGUGACCAAUAAAAUAAAGCAUAACAAACUGUUCAUUCAACGUACACGUAUGAGAAAAAAGAACAACUACACAACCCAAUGUAGACGUGGUUUUUAUUGUGUAAAUAAUAUUAGUGAUGCUUUCCUAUUUUUUUGUUUGAUAAAAAAGAAGGGAAGCUAUUUUAAGGUAUUACUAGAGCGUGCCACGCUGCGAAACGACGCUUGGCUGGUGGCUGUGCGACUGUUAUCUAUUCUCUCGUUACACUGUCGGUAGUUAAAAUGUUUGUUUUCCAGUUUCUAACUCAUAAGCUCUCGUUAUCCAAACUGUCGAAUCGAACUGAACACACCGUGUAAAUGGGAGUAGACAUCUUGUACAGUGCUAGGUCGGUGGCUAGAGUAGAACUUUAUUUGAUUCAACUGUUCUCGCAGAAAGUAGGUUAGUUCGCGCUUUCAAGUGGCGUUCUUGUCCUUUGGAAGGUCUUCCGUCAGUUCAACAGACCAUGAAAUGCGAAUGGAAUCGAAUCGAAAGUGACAGCAAAAGAAACAAUAGUACAAAUGUUGCCUGCGAGAAGCCGAAUCUUUCGGGUUCCCUUUUGAGGGAGAAAAGCUGUUAAAAAAUAGGAUAAAACGUACAAACCCAAACCACCACGAAAGACUGUGACCGGUGUUGCGAAAGAACGAAUAGUCUAAUGCGGGUUUGAACUGCAUUUAUUAUCGACGGAACUGUGCUCCUGCAGCAAGGUUUGUCGGUAGUUUUAUUUUGCAUUUUUCGAAUCGAAGAACGGCAUAGCUAGAAUCGUUUAUAAACUCAUAAACUACAUUAGGGACACGUAGCGCUUAGUUGUACGCAUCGUGUUAUCGCAUUAGUUGUGUCAAGAAACGACAAACAGCGGUAAAAGUCUUUAGCCGUAAGCUUUAGCCACAACCAAACAUCGCCACAGACCGCAGGCCCAAAGGGUUGAAAAGAAUAACACUGACAGCACACAGGGCACAAUUUCAUUUAUUUAUGUACAAAGCGUGGUCGCGAGGAUUCUCCCUCAGGCUUGUUUUGCUGGCGCGUACCGGUAGCAGCAGGCAGCUACUACGGAGUCGUAGGUACUGCUGGCUUAGUUUUACUUUAUAUAGUGUUCCGCCUUUAUCUAACGCGUGUCUCUCAAGAAGAGCCGUUUCUCGCUCGUGGUGGUCUCGCUGCUCAGGAAAGGAAGUCGCUUUCGCGUCAUUUUUAGUUUUUAUAGUUUAACGGGAAGGGUUCGUAGCCAGGUGCAACAAACAUUGUAGUUAAACCCCAACAAACCUCCUUUACGCAAAUCCUUUCCCCAAAUGUCCUUAUCACAUGCUGUGGGAGGGUAGUUUCCCAUUCUUUUGUCUCCACCAUCACCACCACCACAGGUUUAUCUUUCCGUGGGAUUCUAGCGAAUAUCACUUUACAAACGGGGUAAUAAAUGGGGAUGUGGUUAAAACAAACACUUUCCAU